Molecule: messenger RNA, 1053 nt
Organism: Pseudogymnoascus verrucosus
Lineage: Eukaryota; Fungi; Ascomycota; Leotiomycetes; Thelebolales; Thelebolaceae
Gene: KAE1
Product: putative tRNA threonylcarbamoyladenosine biosynthesis protein kae1
Exons: 1
Coding region: 1-1053 (350 amino acids)
Biological process (GO): tRNA threonylcarbamoyladenosine modification
Cellular component (GO): cytoplasm; EKC/KEOPS complex
Source: RefSeq, a predicted model, not a curated record
AUGGGCUACGCAAUCGGCCUCGAAGGCAGCGCCAACAAGCUCGGCGUGGGCAUCAUCUCUCACCCCUCCCCCACCACCCCCGCUCUCAUCCUCUCCAACCUCCGGCACACCUACGUCUCCCCCCCCGGCUCCGGCUUCCUCCCCAAAGACACCGCCCUCCACCACCGCUCCCACGUCGUGUCACUCGUCAAACGUGCCCUCGCCGAAUCGGGCCUCAAGCCCGCAGACAUCGACUGCAUAUGCUACACCAAAGGCCCCGGCAUGGGCGCCCCCCUGCAAUCCGUCGCCAUCGCGGCGCGCAUGCUGGCGCUUCUGUGGAAUAAGCCGAUUGUGGGAGUUAAUCACUGUGUUGGGCAUAUCGAGAUGGGGCGCGAGAUUACGGGGGCGCAGAAUCCGGUCGUGUUGUAUGUUAGUGGGGGGAACACGCAGGUUAUUGCUUAUGCGGAGCAAAGGUAUCGGAUUUUUGGGGAGGCGCUCGAUAUUGCGGUUGGCAACUGUCUAGACCGGUUCGCGCGGACGCUGGAGAUCAGUAAUGACCCUGCGCCGGGGUAUAAUAUCGAGCAGCUCGCGAAGAAGGGGAGUGUGUUGGUGGACCUGCCGUAUGCGGUUAAAGGGAUGGAUUGCUCGUUUUCGGGAAUCUUAGCUAGUAUCGAUAUCCUCGCCGCGAAUCUGCUGACCAAUCCCGACACGAGGGAUGAGGCUACGGGGAAGGUUAUUACGACGGCGGAUUUGUGCUUCAGUCUCCAGGAAACGGUGUAUGCGAUGUUGGUGGAGAUUACGGAGAGGGCGAUGGCGCAUGUGGGCAGUAGUCAGGUGUUGAUUGUGGGAGGGGUGGGGUGCAAUGAGAGACUGCAGGAGAUGAUGGGGUUGAUGGCGAGGGAUAGGGGGGGGAGUGUGUUUGCAACUGAUGAGCGGUUUUGCAUUGAUAAUGGCAUUAUGAUUGCCCAUGCUGGGCUACUGGCGUACGAGACGGGCUUUGCCACGCCGCUGGAGGAGAGCACGUGUACGCAGCGGUUUAGGACAGAUGAGGUGUUUGUUAAAUGGAGAGAUUGA